UCGUACUGCACGUGUAUUCCACAAGGAUGUCGGUUGCCACCACACAGCGCCUGGUGCCAAUUCGGCCAUCGCCACACAAGGGCGUGACAGUGUCUAAGAACGUCACAGUGAUCACAACUUCGGCUUCUCCCGCCACGUUAACGCCGCCCAAGACGGGACUCAAAAGGAAAUUGGCAGAUCCAAGUCCCGAACCUGUGAAGUGUAAGCGACGCAUCAACUUUAGUGGCGUCGGGUAUGUAGUGUCGCCAGUGCCCGUGACAGUGGCCCGCCGAAAUGCCCGUGAGAGGAACCGUGUCAAGCAAGUGAACAACGGCUUUGCAACGCUGCGCCAACACAUACCCGGAGCCGCCAAAGCCAAGAAGAUUAGCAAAGUAGAAACCUUGAAACAGGCAGUGGAGUAUAUAAGAUCCUUACAAGAGUUGUUGGACACGCACGAUGCCCUGAUGCACCGCACCAACACGCUCGUCGCCUCCAGCCAGCCCUCGCCCGCGCCCAAGGAGCCAUCACACCCUUACACCAACGCCGUGGCGCCCACGACCGUCUUGUCCCAGCAACAGUACCGUGUUUUACAGUACCCAAGCUACUAUUACAGUGAAAACGUGUCACCAGUGCCUGCGUCAGUGUACCCCAUGAACGUAUCUGCAGUGUCUCCCACGUGCAGUGACGCAGCGGUGUCCCCAACGCCUUCGUACGAUUCUGCGUACUCGUCGCAGUCCUCCCACGAGACGCCGGUCACGGUCACCACCACCAGCCUAAGCAACAUGUUCAACCCGGCCAGCACCACGACCCUGCCGGACACCUACGACCCCCUGGACGCCUACGAGUCAGCCACGUCGCCCGAGGACGAGGAGCUACUAGACGCCAUCGCCCUGUGGCAACAGUGUCAAUAGCAGAUCCUACAAGGGAAAGAAUCUAGUCAUGCUUGUCUAUCAUCAUGUACUGCUGGUCAACUUCUCCAGUCCAUCUUCUACCAAGUCCAGGAGACCUUCUGAGGACACAGUCUCCAAACUUUAAAGUCUUUAAGUCCUCAUAACUUUGGAGCUUUAUAUCUUAAACUUUCAAGAACAAGGCGUGUAUUUUACUAUAGCUUCUCAAGUUCUACUGACUCGCUUCGUGAAUGUCGCCCACCAAGAAGAUUCCAAGAAUCCAAGGAAAGCCGAUCUCCCUGCCUCGAGAGUCCGCCGACCGAGUCUUCCUGACGCACGAACAGGCUGUGCGGAGGACCCAGCGCCGGAGUCCAGCCGACCACCGCCCUUCCCGAAGAGCCUGCCGGGUUCGAGUCCGAGGACGCUGCCGUCUCGCAAGAAGAGGAAGGCAGAAAGGGGCUGCCCACUUUCUAAUGCUAAUAAUAAUCGAUACCAUGCAGUUCCACAACGGAUUUAACCCCAGGAAUAAGGAAGGCUACAGCGAAGAAAGAGGCGGUAAAGGGAGAAGAGUUAGAAGAGCAACGCGAUACAAAGAAAAAUCCGGUCGACCAACCAUAAAGCAAGUGAACAAAAGAAAAAAAAAAGGUAUAACAGCCAACAACGGACAGGCACUGGGGGACCGUUGUAGCUACAAGUCUCCCGUUGUCUCAUUGGUGUCUUGAAGUUGUAGAUUCACAAGUCUCCUAUUAGUAUUGUAAAACUCUAGCAGACUCACUUCAAAAGAAGCAUGACAAGAUAAAAAGAUGGGAAAAUACAGUUCAUAUAUUCAUUUUUCUCUUUGGUGGGGAAGGAAUUAUCUGCAUUACUGUACUUUUUUAUAUAUUUUUUUGGUUUUGUGAAUGUCUAGUCAAAAGUGCAGCAGAGCCUAAAUAAGACAUUUUAUACUUUCGCCAAAGUUUGCCCUGUGUUUGGCUGGCGUCGCCGUAUCUAGAUCCCAGAGGAGUUUCGCUUGUAUUUCAAAACAAAUUGAGUGUGUGUGUGUGUGUGUGUGUGUGUGUGUGUGUGUGUGUGUGUGUGUGUGUGUGUGUGUGUGUGUGUGUGUGUGUGUGUGUGUGUGUGUUUGUUUGUGUGUGCGUGCGCUUGUGAUUACUCAUAUUUUCCUAUAUAUAUAAAACAAUAACACGUGCUCAUUAGAUGGUCACAAAGGCAUAGCUUAUACGCGCAUUUCAUAUGGACUGUGCAUAUAUCAUUGUAUCAUUACACAAUUUGGAAUGCCAGUUCUACACUCCUGUCUCGUCAUUAUAAAGACGUCAAAGCUUACUUCACGAAACUCGACUCUGGUGUCAAGAUGGCUUUCGCCAAGAUAAUAAUCUCGUAAAACUCAAAUGCUCAGCGAGUUGUUUACGAUUAUUUUGCUAUGUUUUGUGUUCUACAUGUAAAACCAAAAUGCUAACAGUAUCUUAACUAUAAAGACAUAUUUUAACCCUUUGAUUCCUUCAUGGUGAUUCUCAAGUAUAUUAUAUGAUUCAGUAUAGUUACUAAAACCAAUAUAUUACGAGCUUCCUAACUAAUGCAGCUUAAAGCACGCCCACUGCAAAGUGCGUGGGUGUGCAGUCCACUUAAUGCUGCAUUUAGCUUAACUGCAUCUCUAGUGCCUUACGAAAGCAGUGAUCUUUGAUGCUUCCAAACGUUAUACUUGUGCCUUUCUAUGAUGGCUAUAUUUGUUAACUAACACUUUAAUAUGAUCUUAAUAUUCUAUAUACUGUAUAUGAUCUCUGUAAUGUAAACUAGUUGUUAUGGACAGUUUGAUUGAUAAUAUGAUCUCCUUUAUACUAUAUUCUUGCUCAAAUGCUUGUAAUGUAUAAGAAAGCAACAUCCGAUGAAAGACUUGAUCAGUAUUCUAUUAAUGUUAAGAAUAUAAUAAAUCUAUGAAAAUAAUAUAAUAUUACUACCUUGGCAUGCAACAUGCAACUUGCAUAGUGUUUCCCCAUCGAUUUCCAUUACUUGGCUGAUAGUAUUAACUGAACAUGUGGGCAUUUCCACACACAAGACACAUUCCAGUACAAGUCAGGCAUUGACGAUGUUUACUCCAUCUUUUCGUUAUACAUUCCAUUAAACACUCCAGUUACCCUUAAGGUAGGGACUUCUUGUGAACGAUUUUUCCGUCGUAUGCUCAUUCCACUGUAAGCAUUCCGUAUAUGCUAGAGAAAGAAAAUAUUAUCCAGUGGUACAUAAUGUAUAGUAUUAUGUUUUUAUCUGUUUCGUAUGAUCACUGUUGUAUUAUUUUCUUUUAAUGUUGGUUGUAAUGAUUAUACCUGCCAAUGGUUGUCAUUCUUGGUGUAUAGUCUGAUGUUGCUUGGUAAUCCAACAGGCAACGGUGUAUAUAUUGUACAGAUUUUUUAUAUGUAUGCAUAAGCUUUUGUUAUAAUAAAGGCAAGGCUUUAU
Penaeus indicus is the source of this 3311-nucleotide messenger RNA. RefSeq names its product achaete-scute complex protein T5-like. Lineage: Eukaryota; Metazoa; Arthropoda; Malacostraca; Decapoda; Penaeidae. Gene Ontology annotation, biological process: regulation of transcription by RNA polymerase II; developmental process. Bases 27 to 890 code for a protein of 287 amino acids. Gene Ontology annotation, molecular function: DNA-binding transcription factor activity, RNA polymerase II-specific; protein dimerization activity; RNA polymerase II transcription regulatory region sequence-specific DNA binding. The record is from RefSeq and is a predicted model, not a curated record. The transcript has 3 exons.